ACGGCGGCGGGCUGCCCGCCCGGGGACGGCGGCUCCAUGCGCUGCCAGGUAUCGGUGCUGUAUUUCGCCAGGAGUGCGGAGCUGGCGGGGCUGCGCUGCGAGACCCUCUCCGUGCCACGGCAGAUCACCUCUCUGCAGCUCUGGGAGGAGAUCGUCAAGGUUCACCCAAGGCUUGCUGUCAUCCAGGAUCAAGUGGUUUUUGCUGUUCGGCAGGAGUACGUGCUUCUUGGAGAUCAGCUCCUGGUCCUGCAGCCCGGAGACGAGGUUGCCAUCAUCCCACCAAUUAGUGGAGGCUGA
This is a messenger RNA of Gymnogyps californianus (California condor), 297 nucleotides long. RefSeq names its product molybdopterin synthase sulfur carrier subunit-like. The transcript is spliced from 3 exons. Gene Ontology annotation, biological process: Mo-molybdopterin cofactor biosynthetic process. NCBI's taxonomy places the organism in Eukaryota, Metazoa, Chordata, Aves, Accipitriformes, Cathartidae. The record is from RefSeq and is a predicted model, not a curated record. The coding region runs from base 37 to 297 and encodes 86 amino acids. Gene Ontology annotation, cellular component: cytosol.